CAUUCACCCGAACCAACCAAUCGAUCGAUAGUUGUCAACAUGUCUGCCGAAAUCAAGCCAUUCCCAACCACGGACGAUGAACUCAAAAGCGAUGUCCGAGUCUACUUCUCCAAAGUCGAGGGCAAGCAUCUUCUCGAGGACGAGGACGGCCAAGACUGGGAGCUUAACGAAGGCUACACUUGGAUUCCUAAGAAAACGAUGGUCGAUGAAGAGCGUGUUCGCCAGUUCCAAUCUGUCUAUGCGUCUGGCGGACUCAACGAGGUCGAUGAAGAGCGUCGUGUCAAGCCCAAGAAGGCUCCGAAGACCGAGCAGCCGCGCAUCGAGAAGCCUAAUUGCGCUAUAUACAUCACCUCGCUUCCCCUAGAUGCGACUGAAGAGGAGGUCGCCACCGAAUUCUCCCGCUACGGUGUCAUCGCAGUUGCUACAGAGUCUGGACAUGCGCGAGUCAAGCUGUAUAAUGAUGAGGACGGCAAUUUCAAGGGCGAUGCCCUCGUCGUAUACCAUCGCCCGGAGUCCGUACAGCUAGCCAUUCAAAUGGCUGACGACGCCGACUUUCGCAUUGGACAGAAGGGGCCGCCUGCUAUCAUCCACGUCACCGUCGCGGAUACAACCUACAAGAAGCAGAAGGAACGUACGGCCAAGGUCGGCAAGGAGAAGCGCAAGAUCGUCAACAACUUGCAAAAGUUAAACGCAAAGCUUACGGACUGGGACGAUGAUGAACCGUCCACAAUCCCAAAGGCUGCCUCUAAGUACGACAAGAUGGUCGUCCUAAAGCACAUGUUCACGCUCCACGAACUCGCGACAGAUCCGAGUGCGGCCCAGGAGAUCAAGGAGGAUAUCAUGGAGGAGUGUGAGGAGAAGUUCAAGGGCCUCGGAACUGUCGCUAACGUUACUCUCUUCGAUCAAGAGGCGGAGGGAGUUGUCACUGUCCGCUUUUCCACUGUCGAAGCGGCAAAUGCGUGCGUCAAGGUCAUGAACGGUAGGAACUUCGAUGGCCGGGUGGUAGAAGCUUCCAUCGCGACUGGAGAAGAGAAGUUCAAGAAGACCAUCGAGAAGCGUGAUGACGUCGAGGAGGAGAGGCGACUCGCCAUGUUCGGCGACUCGCUGGAAGAGGAUUUCAAAUAGGGACACCAUUCUCAUUCACACCUCUGGCCCAUGUAUCGAGGCACCAUAUAUCAACCACAAACUUUCAUACAAUGCCUCGUCAUACAUAUCUUCUACACUCUUUUGCCGCUGCGUGAGGAGCCUCAGGAUAUUUUCACCAUUCCGAAUGAGAGAAUUCUUGCAUUUUAGACAACGAGCAGACUGGCGAGGCCACCCCAGACAGCGUCAGCAGGGUGUACGUAAAGCAGGUUAGAAGUCUUUCCGCUGCCCACGGUUGCUAUUACAGUGCUAGCUCAUCAGUUUAGGCACGCGGAUAUCUCGCUGGUCGGCCUUCACUUUUGCUCACUCCUUACCACUGUAAGGAGUACCCCAGCUAGCAUGUCUUCAGUCGGUCAAACAGUAGCCCUAUUCCCCCUGCAUGUAAAAAUUAU
This is a messenger RNA of Mytilinidion resinicola, 1535 nucleotides long. Its product is annotated as putative nuclear mRNA splicing factor-associated protein. The record is from RefSeq and is a predicted model, not a curated record. The transcript has 4 exons. Gene Ontology annotation, biological process: mRNA splicing, via spliceosome. Gene Ontology annotation, molecular function: RNA binding. Gene Ontology annotation, cellular component: U2 snRNP; U2-type spliceosomal complex. Bases 40 to 1125 code for a protein of 361 amino acids. Lineage: Eukaryota; Fungi; Ascomycota; Dothideomycetes; Mytilinidiales; Mytilinidiaceae.